AUGAAAAAGGUAGAUGAAAAUAUAGAGAAGGGUGGGGAUGAUAAAUUUCUUUUGCAAAGAAAAAAGGCAAUCAAAAGCAUGAUCGAAGUAUGGUAUGAGAGGAUGGAGGAUAACUGGAAGCAGUUAUCUCAGUCACUAUUUUCCUCGCAAAUAGAUGAAAACACUAAGUUCUUCCAUUCGGUUGCUAAAACCAAGAGGCGGAGCAAAGUUAUAGAAGAUAUCCACAUUAACAGGAAUUGCUCCAAAGGUGUUAGUAGAGUAAAAUAUAAGAUGCGAAGGUUCUAUAAGGAGUUGUAUAAGGAGGAGAAAAACUUUAAUAUUCUUUUUGAUAAGUCGCUGGUGAAGUCCAUUAGUGCAGCGGAAGCAAGAGGUAUGGAAUUAAUCCCGUCAAAGGAAGAGAUCAAGUCAGCUGUGUGGGGUUGGAAACCGAGUCAUGCUGCGGGGUCAGAUGCGUUUAAUUUUAAGUUCAUUAAGAGAUUGCAGGAGAUAAUUGGGGAUGACUUUUGUAGAUCAGUAAGAAAGUUCUUCGUUGAUUGUAGUCUCCCGAAAGAAGCGAACUUGACAUGA
Arachis stenosperma is the source of this 567-nucleotide messenger RNA. RefSeq lists its product as uncharacterized. The transcript has a single exon. The record is from RefSeq and is a predicted model, not a curated record. Bases 1 to 567 code for a protein of 188 amino acids. Lineage: Eukaryota; Viridiplantae; Streptophyta; Magnoliopsida; Fabales; Fabaceae.